Homo sapiens (human) is the source of this 4628-nucleotide messenger RNA. RefSeq names its product zinc finger protein 614 (gene ZNF614). Bases 355 to 2112 code for a protein of 585 amino acids. Gene Ontology annotation, biological process: regulation of DNA-templated transcription. Gene Ontology annotation, molecular function: sequence-specific DNA binding. Gene Ontology annotation, cellular component: nucleus. The record is from RefSeq and is marked validated. NCBI's taxonomy places the organism in Eukaryota, Metazoa, Chordata, Mammalia, Primates, Hominidae. The transcript has 5 exons.
GGUCCUCGCCUCGCUUCACGGUCUUUACCGCUCAGCUUCCCGGAGUCCGCGCAGGAGCGCGUCUGAAUAGGAAGCGUUUUCGGACGUGGAUGCGGCGUUUUGUCGCUGCCAGUGGUGUCUGGAGAGGUUCGGGCUCGGUCCUCAGGUCCUGGCUCCCAGAAGCAAAAUAACUCAAGUGAAGCAAUGAAGGAAGAAGAAGGAGGUUGCUGGCCUUGGAUAUCAUAAUUUCUGGGGACAACUUUAAGUGGACACUAAUAUUUCUGACUAGGAAAACUUCAAAAACUUCAUGGCAAAUGCAGAAGAGACAAAGACGUAUAGUCCAUGUUAUCCACUAUUUUCUGAGCACAGAAGAAAAUGAUCAAGACCCAGGAAUCACUGACCCUGGAGGAUGUGGCUGUGGAAUUCAGCUGGGAGGAGUGGCAGCUCCUGGACACUGCUCAGAAGAACCUGUACCGGGAUGUGAUGGUGGAGAACUAUAACCACCUAGUAUCACUGGGGUAUCAAACUAGCAAACCAGAUGUACUCUCCAAGUUGGCACAUGGACAAGAACCAUGGACAACAGAUGCUAAAAUUCAGAAUAAAAAUUGUCCAGGAAUCGGGAAAGUUGACAGUCAUCUGCAAGAGCACUCUCCAAACCAAAGACUUCUGAAGAGCGUGCAGCAAUGCAAUGGACAGAAUACACUUAGAAAUAUUGUACAUCUCAGCAAGACACAUUUUCCUAUAGUGCAAAAUCAUGAUACAUUUGACUUGUACAGAAAAAAUUUGAAAUCAAGUUUAAGUUUAAUCAACCAGAAGAGAAGACAUGGAAUAAAUAACCCUGUUGAGUUUAUUGGAGGUGAGAAAACACUUCUACAUGGUAAGCAUGAACGUACGCAUACUAAAACUAGAUUUUCUGAAAAUGCAAAAUGUAUCCAUACUAAAUUCCAAGUCUUCAAGCAUCAGAGGACUCAGAAAAUUGAGAAACCCCAUGCAUGCAUUGAAUGUGAGCAAACCUUCCUUAGGAAGUCUCAGCUCAUUUACCAUGAGAACAUUUGUAUACAAGAGAAUCCUGGAAGUGGUCAAUGUGAGAAAUUAUCCAGAAGUGUCCUGUUCACUAAGCAUCUGAAAACUAAUACAACAGACAAAAUCUGUAUACCCAAUGAAUAUAGAAAAGGCUCUACUGUGAAGAGUAGUCUCAUUACACAUCAACAAACCCAUACAGAAGAGAAAUCCUAUAUGUGCAGUGAGUGUGGAAAGGGCUUUACAAUGAAGCGCUAUCUAAUUGCUCAUCAGCGAACUCAUAGUGGAGAGAAACCUUAUGUGUGCAAAGAAUGUGGAAAAGGUUUCACUGUGAAGAGCAAUCUCAUUGUACAUCAGCGAACUCAUACAGGGGAGAAACCCUAUAUAUGCAGUGAAUGUGGAAAAGGCUUCACCAUGAAGCGCUAUCUUGUUGUACAUCAGCGAACUCAUACUGGAGAGAAACCCUAUAUGUGCAGUGAAUGUGGAAAAGGCUUUACCGUGAAGAGCAAUCUCAUUGUACAUCAGCGCUCCCACACAGGAGAAAAAUCUUACAUAUGCAGCGAAUGUGGAAAAGGCUUCACUGUCAAACGCACUCUCGUUAUACAUCAGCGAACUCAUACAGGAGAGAAAUCUUACAUAUGCAAUGAAUGUGGUAAAGGCUUCACCACAAAGCGCACUCUUAUUAUACAUCAGCGAACUCAUACAGGAGAAAAACCCUAUGAAUGCAAUGAAUGUGGUAAAGCCUUCAGCCAGAAAAUAUGCCUCAUACAACAUGAGAGAUGUCAUACAGGAAAGACUCCCUUUGUAUGUACCGAGUGCGGAAAAUCCUAUUCACACAAAUAUGGCCUCAUUACCCAUCAGAGAAUUCACACAGGAGAGAAACCUUAUGAGUGCAAUGAAUGUGGAAAAGCCUUCACCACAAAGUCAGUACUCAAUGUACAUCAAAGAACGCAUACAGGAGAGAGGCCGUAUGGAUGCAGUGAUUGUGAGAAAGCCUUCUCCCACUUAUCAAACCUUGUCAAACAUAAGAAAAUGCACACAAGAGAAAUGGGUAGAAUCAGUCAAGUUGAAAACUCCUGUAAUGGAGAGUCACAGCUCCUUCCUUAUAAGUGAACUCAUGCAGAAGAAAACCCUACUAGUGCCGUGACUAUGGAAAUGCCUUUUGUGGCAACUCAGACUUCAUUAAACAUCAGUGUGUUUCUAGCCAAUUGGAACAUAAACAUGGUGCUGCCUGUUGACAGAUGUGUGUCUGUCCUCAGGAGGUGAAAUAAUUUGCCCUAGAGAUCAAUUUGAUGAAUACAGUAAAUAAGGUAGUGCCUUUAGUGGUCUUUUACCUCAUAUUUUCUGUCAAUGAAAAUACGUUGAAUAAACUAUAUUAAUGUGGAGAUGUUUUGAGCAAUAAUUUCUGCUCAUAUGUCUGAAAAGUAUACAGAGAUAAAUUCUGUGAAUACAAAGACUAAGAAAAGUCUUCUGUGGAAAGAUAGACUUUAUUAUCAGGUUUCAUCAUAGAUUUCAACGUAAGUGAGCUUAUUGUUGAUAGAAACAUGAUGACCAUGACAAAGUCUUUACUCAGAAAUAUGACCUCAGUGAGUGUCAAAGUUUACACUGGAAAAUAACUUUAAGGUGACAGUAUUGAUGGCAGGAUUUCAGCGACGCACUCUGCUUCAUCAUUUGUCAGGAGAUCACAUAGAAAGUAAAAUUGUUCCGAACAUGCUAUCAAAUAAAUGUGGAACACCUUUAGCAAACUAUCAACAGCUCAUGAAGGCAUGAAAUGUGGUGAAAAUGAUGAAUAUUUGAGUGCUUUUUCUUAAUAAGUAUAACCUUAAACAUCAGCUAAUACACCUGGUGUGCAUUUUCAGUCAGGAUACCUUAAUCCUCAUUUCUAGUUGCCUUGCCAAUGAUUCCAUAAUAUACUGUCUCAUUACUGUUUAUUUUUACUGUUGUGUAAAAUUGUGGUAUAAUGAGAAAUACAUUUGGUCUUUGUUCCUGGUUCCUGGCAUAGAGCUCCUAAAACGCUUAGAAUUUCAUGAGUGAUAAGAGUUUUUUGGUUUUGUUUUGUUUUUGCUGUUGUUGUUAUUCAUAGCACUGCCCUUUUAAUUACACCUGAUUAUACUACUGAAGUGACUUAUGGUUGCUCCCCUAGACAGCCUCAGAAUGGGGCUGUUCUCUAGGAAGAUCAAGUAACUAGAGGAUGGAGACUUUGUGCCCCAUUUCUCCCACCUCCUGGAAGGGGAGGGGUGCUGGAGAUUAGAUUAGACAAUGAGAUUAAGAGAACUCCAAAUAGCCCAAGAGGGUGGUGCACCCCCAACUUCAUAGGGGUAGAGGCUCCUGAGAUUAGGAGAACCCUUUUUAGGCUUUACUCUAUGUACCUCUUCAUUUGAGUGUUCAUUUGCGUCCUUUAUAACCAGUAAAACAAAGUACGCUGUUUUCUUGAGUUUUGUGAGCCCUGUAGCAAAUUAUCAAACCUGAGUAGGGCAGUGGGAACUCGGAAUUUAUCACCAUUCAGAACUGCAGGUUGUCCUUGUGAGUGGCAUCUGAUGUGGGGGAAGUCUUGGACUGAGCCCCUUAACUUGUGGAGUCUGCACUAAUUUAGACUGCACUAACUAACUUGCACUGCACUAACUUGGACUGCACUAACUUGUGGAGUCUGCACUAACUUGGAGAAGUUAGUGUCAGAAUUGAAUUAUAGAACACCCAGUUGUUCAGAAUUGAAUUGUAGAACACCCAAUUGGUGUGGGAGAAUUAGAGAAUUUAUUUGUGUCAGAAAAUACUCCAGAACAACCACCCCAUAUUAUGAUUAGCUCUUUUCCUUUCUUUGGCUCUGAGCUUAAUUGUACAUUAAGCAAACUUAAGUAGAAAAGAAACUGAAUAUGUUAAAUAUAUUAACAACAUAUUUGGACUUGCUUAACUAAGAUUAUAGAGAUGAUCAGUUUAUAAAACCACCUUCAACUUAAAUAAAUUUGAACUCGAAAUUGCAAAAGCAGUCUAGAGGCUUUGCUAGUAUCCUUCAACCAAUUUCUAGUAAAAAUAUCCUAUAUAACCAUAAUUAUCAAAACCAGAAAAACAACAUUGGUAGGAUACUAUAAAGUACUAAUCUUAUUUUGGAUUUGACGAAUUUUUACAUGUUUUUUUCUUUUUUAGUUUGUACUCUAAGAAGUUGUAUUACAUGUACAGAUUCGUGUAACCACUGCAACCACAUAAAACUAAUGAACACAAAGUCCCUCAUGCUACCUUUUUAUGCUUACACUCCAUCCAAACCUAACUCUGCCAACCACUUUUCUCCUAUCAGUAUAAUUUCAUCAUUUCAUGAAUAUGAUAAAAAUAAAAUUGUUUUUGUAAAUGGUUUUUAUAAAUUUUAUAUAAAUAAGUUAUAUGAAUUUUUAUUGAUAGAGAGUAUGUAAGCUUUUGGCAUUUUUGUCACUCAGCAAAUUACUCCUAAGGUUUAUAUGAGUUGAUGAAUAGUUGUUUUAUUAUUUUUUUUUACCACCAUGUAUCUAACCAGAUGAAAGUUGUUUAUAUUUGAGAGUAGUAUACAUAUUUGAUGUAGUAGUUUAUCCAUUCACCUAUGAGAUAUAUUUGCACUGUUUUCCUGGUUUUAAGUGCUAUAAAUAAAGAUGCUGUGAAAUCUA